AGACUCGUAAACAAACUUGUUUAUCAAAUCAAUUUCUUCGAUUUAAGAUGUCUUGAACUGAACAGUAACAAAUACGCGAUGCAUUAUGAAAACCUGGUGUCUUGGUGUAAUUUUAAAUAUUUUAGUUUUUGGAUGUUUCGGAAAACAACCACCUCAUAUAAUCUUCAUAGUUGCUGACGACCUUGGUUGGAAUGAUGUUGGAUGGCACAAUCCUAAAAUGCACACACCAAAUCUUGACAACCUAGCAAGACAAGGAGUCAUUCUAGAUUCAUCAUAUGUACAAUCAGUGUGUACCCCAUCAAGAAGUAGUUUAAUGACAGGAUUAUAUCCAUAUCACACCGGAAUGCAGCACGGUGUUAUAAGACCAUUUGAGCCAAAAUUUCUCCCGGAACAGUUUGAGAUAUUACCACAGAAACUGAAGAAUCUAGGAUAUUCUACACAUAUCAUUGGAAAAUGGCAUCUUGGAUACUGUAACUGGAAAUACACACCAACCUAUCGUGGAUUUGAUUCUUUCUUUGGUUUCUAUGCAGGAUCGGAAAGCUACUACAAUCAUACGAAAUGUAAGAACUAUUCCAUGUCUAAAGUUGGUUCAACGAGUUAUGAUUUCAGAUUGAAUGAGGAAGUUUAUCAUCAAGCCAAAGGGAUAUACUCAGCGGAACUAUUUUCUAAUCGUGCUAUCGACAUAAUUAACGAAGCAGAUCCUGACUCUCAACCUUUGUAUUUAUACAUCUCGUUCCAAUCAGUACAUGGUCCACUAGAGGUUCCGGAACGAUUUGAAAAAUACUAUCCAGAUGUGAUCUAUCCUGACAGGAAAACGUAUAGCGGGAUGGUAUCUGCUCUAGAUGAAGCGGUGGGAAAUAUAACUGGUGCACUUGAAGCAAAGGGCUUUAUGGACAACGCUGUUAUAGUUUUUACUACUGACAAUGGUGGUAAAGCUACUGAGGGUGGUUCUAAUUAUCCGUUACGUGGCAACAAAGGCUCUUUAUGGGAAGGCGGUACCCGAGGUGUGGCCUUUGUUCAUAGUCCUACCUUACUGAAAAAAUCGGGAUACAUUAAUACCGAAAUGAUACAUGCUGUUGACUGGUUCCCUACACUUGUACAAUUGGCUGGUGGUAAACCAGAUCCUUCAUUAGACGGUGUAAACCAGUGGAAGACUAUCAGUAAAGGACUUAGGUCAGCUAGGGAUGAAUUCAUCUACAACAUCGACAAUAUUGUUGAUAAGUGGGCUAUUAGGGUUGGAGAUUACAAACUUUUAUACGGUGAAAACCAAGACGAAAUAGACACGACUAAAGAGCUGCGACUAUUCAAUUUGAAAAACGACCCAUUUGAAAUGGAGGAUAUUGCCGAGAAAGAAAAUGAUAAAGUAGAAUCUUUAAUGAAAAAACUUAACUCUUAUCGCGAUACUCUAGUUCCUGCCAAUACCGGAGUUAAGGAUGUUCUUGCAAAUCCACAUCAAUUUAACCGUGAUAUUUUAAGACCGGGAUGGUGUUAAUCAAAGACAAACUAAUGUAUACGAUUUUGUAUAAAACAUUUCAUAACAAGUCUUAUAAAAACACUUAUUUUUUUAAUAAAAAUGGAAUUCCAAAGGAAAUAUCAGAAAUGAAAACGAUUUAGAAUAAAGGAUAUUUAGAGAU
Molecule: messenger RNA, 1634 nt
Organism: Ruditapes philippinarum (Manila clam)
Lineage: Eukaryota; Metazoa; Mollusca; Bivalvia; Venerida; Veneridae
Product: arylsulfatase J-like
Exons: 14
Coding region: 86-1492 (468 amino acids)
Source: RefSeq, a predicted model, not a curated record